Molecule: messenger RNA, 408 nt
Organism: Cyprinodon variegatus (sheepshead minnow)
Lineage: Eukaryota; Metazoa; Chordata; Actinopteri; Cyprinodontiformes; Cyprinodontidae
Gene: atp5f1e
Product: ATP synthase, H+ transporting, mitochondrial F1 complex, epsilon subunit
Exons: 3
Coding region: 84-239 (51 amino acids)
Biological process (GO): proton motive force-driven mitochondrial ATP synthesis
Cellular component (GO): mitochondrial inner membrane
Molecular function (GO): proton-transporting ATP synthase activity, rotational mechanism
Source: RefSeq, a predicted model, not a curated record
UUGGACAGUGCGGGCCGAGCGUACGUUAAAUUACGUCAUCACGCAACCAAUCGACCUGUCCUUGAAGGAAUAAAGCAGUCAAAAUGGUUGCAUACUGGAGACAGGCAGGCCUGAGCUACAUCCGCUUCUCUGCUAUCUGCGCCAACGCUGUGCGGGCUGCGCUGAAACCGCAGUUCAGAACCGAGGCACUAAAGGCCGCAGAAGCCAGCGUCAAAAUCACAAAGCCCAAAACAGCAUGAUGUGAAGCUGUUGUGUAAAUAGUUUCUUCCUGGUUUUUGAGGCCCUGUUUCCCUCCUGUCCUUCAAAACAUGGAGAAGAAGAGUUUGGAGAACAUCUGGAACCACAUGUUAGCAACUGGGACCUGAAUGAAAUUGAUCUUUAUAUGUAAUUAAAAAUGGCCAUCAUGAA